Molecule: messenger RNA, 2998 nt
Organism: Clunio marinus
Lineage: Eukaryota; Metazoa; Arthropoda; Insecta; Diptera; Chironomidae
Source: the annotation of a GenBank genome assembly
AUUCAUUGAAAAGUUCUUGCUGUCGUGUAAAUAACAAGUUGAGUCGCAGAUAAUUUUAUUCUGAAUAUCAAGAGUUCAAGUGACCAAGCACGAAAUGGAAGUAAUAGUGCUAAAGUAUGUUCAACUCGUGUGUAUCACAAUUUUUAUGGGUAACAAUGCAAAUUGUGCCCAACUAAUGAUCGGCACUGAACAAAUGAACACUCUCAAAGUCGCAUCAUGUGCCGCAAGAUGCCUUAAAUAUGGAUCAAACUCGAAUCUCAACGAAUGUUACCAAAGCUGUGCCAAUCAGACAGAUUCUCUCAACGAUGUGAUAUCUGUUGAUGAGCCGAUCAAUGCUUCAUUUCGGUUGUAUUGUCGGGACUCAUCACGAUUAUUGAUAAACAUUGAUAUCGAUUAUGAAGACGAAGACGAGAAAAACAUUUUCCUUCUCACUCUUCAAGAGACAAAAAUUUCGUUUGUAGAUCGGAUUGUUUUCAUUUCUGAUGAGCCAUUGAUUGAACUACGUGACCUUGUAACGAGUGAAUCGUACAAUAUUUCCGCCACUAUCGUAUCCUCUGCGAAUGAAGUUCGCUUUCUUGGCACGCAAAUAUUCACAACAUUAAAAAGUGACUAUAAACCGGAAGAUGUGACUGACAUUUGGGUGGAAGAAUACGAAGCGAUAACAGGUGAUGGUGAACAUUUGAACGCAGUUAUUGGAUGGAAUCCAGCAAGAGAUCACACUUGCCACGCUAAAAUGGUUUUUCAUGGACCUCCCGAUCGAUGGAAUGAAAAGGAAAAGAUUGACAGAGAUUUAUAUUACUACGAGUAUUCGAAAUUAAACUAUAAUUCAAAUUAUUCUGUCGCUGUUAUUGGUAUCAACACAGUAUUUGAUAUUUUACGAAGCGAUACUCAAUGGUUCACCUUUGAAACGCCAAAUUGUAUGGAAGUCAACAAGAAUCUAAAUGAAUGUGAACCCGCACCAAUAACUUACAUGGAAACAACUUUCACAUUUAUCGAUGGUCACAUGUUUGAUGCGAAUGUCACGUGGAGUGAGCCGCCUUACGAUCCAAAUUAUUAUACUUUGGAAAUUACCGCUGUUGAUGCUUUUGAGACUAUUAAUGAAACUUCAGGGAUUUAUCGUUUCACUUUUGAUGGGAAUCUUACAUCAUUUCUUGCUAAGAACAUCGAGAUUGAAGGAUCCCAAUGUUACAUUCGCCUUGCCGCACAUUUGAACAAUCUGACAAGCGAACCCGCAUACGAAAUCCUUAAUGUUGGACGAUUGAAGAAGUUCAAUACGCCAAAUUCACGAACAACUCGCAGAUUUGACAUGUUGUUGUACAUUUUUGUUGCGACUUUCACAACGUCUCUUGUUGUUUUGUUCUUCAUAUGGCAGAAACGAGUCAAUGCUGUGGUCAGUAAACUCGCAAGUAAGCAACAUGAAAGUAUGGAUUUGGAUUUAAUUCAAACGAUUACAAAUCGAUCAUUGUUAGAAGCGAUUGCUGACUUAACACGAGAUGAACGAAUGGAAACUGAAAAGGAAAAUGUUAGAUUAUUGGAAGUUUUAGGUGAAGGUGCAUUUGGAGUAGUAAGAAAGGCAAUUUUACUUAAAGAUGGAACGACAAAGUCUCAUGUUGCUGUGAAAAUGUUAAAAAACUGCGCCAAUUUAGACGACAUCAAACAGUUCCAUCAGGAGAUUAGUGUCAUGAAAUCAGUGGGACAACAUCCAAACAUUGUCAGCAUUAUUGGACAUUGUACGUCAAACAUCGAAGAACUGAUGUUGUUGACAGAGUUCUGUGACGCUGGAAAUCUUCUAGACAUACUUCGAAGUGAAUUCACAAAGCAGUUCAGUUUUUACGAUAAAAAGUGUCAAAUUUCUCCUGCUUUGACUUGUGACACUCGUGAUUUUAGUACAGAAUUUUCAUCUCGACUGUUUGUUGUGAAUCAAAUGUACGACGAUCUCUACAACAUAAAUAACAACAGCAAUCAUUUUCCAGUUGAUAAUAAUGAUGAUGUUGACAGAGAUUCAGAAUUUCAUCAAUGUCAACCAUCAGUAGCAUUGACAGCAACUAAUGCGCUUUAUCUCGAGCUAAGCGAUGCUGUCUACACAAACACGAAGCCAACAAUCAUCGAACUUCCUGAGACUUCAGAAACUUCACAAGAAUUCCUUACCAGCAGCGAUUUGAUUUCAUUCGCAAAGCAAGUCUCCGAUGGAAUGGAAUUCCUUGCAAAGAAAAAAGUUGUUCAUAGAGAUUUGGCAGCAAGAAACAUUCUUGUAUGUUCAAAUAAAACUGCAAAAAUUGCUGACUUUGGCUUGAGUCGUGAUAUUUAUCAGGAUAAUAUUUAUCGUAAGUUGGGCAAUGGAAGGUUGCCAAUAAAAUGGCUUGCGAUUGAGUCGAUGACACAUCAAACGUAUACAUCUCAAAGUGACGUAUGGUCUUUUGGCAUUCUUCUUUAUGAAAUUGUCACACUUGGUCGUACGCCAUACCCGUCAAUUGGAGCUGAAGAUUUGCUGAAAAUUCUCAACACAGGAUAUCGAAUGGAAAAGCCAAUGAAUUGUCAUGACUCACUUUAUGAACUUAUGUUGUCAUGUUGGCGUACAAAUCCAGUAGAUCGACCGCCAUUCAAAGAUCUUUCGUGCACGUUGAAUCAUUUUUUGAAUUCCAAAAAUUCAUGGGAAGAAGAAUUUAUCGAUUUACCGAAACUCUUCGACAAGUGCACGAACGAAAUGUAAGUUUAGAGAGAGAAAUGAAAUUUUAAUGUUUCGCCCAUUAAUUAUUCAUCGCCAUUUCUGGAACAUUUCUGGAAUAUGUAGACCGAUUGCAUGAUGCGGGAGUGCAGAAGAACAUUUGCAUAAUACAUGCAUCGAGUUGAACAACAACAAUUCACAAAGAUUGCCUACAAUGAGGUUUUUUUUUCUUUUCUUUUUAUUAAAAUUUUUAAUAUUUUAUUAUAUAAUGUAUGUAUACGACUAGCAUAAAUGUAUUAAGAAAAUAAAAUUUAUCAAGACGACACUAACAAC